AGGAAGAGCCGCAGCGCAGCAGCAGCGGCCGCCGCCGCCAUGGCCCGGCGAGGCGACACGAAGGGCGACCGGGCGGCCACGCGAGAGAUCGCCGAGUUGCUGGGGCUGAGCCCGCCGGAGGCGGAGGCGAAGGGGGAGGCGGAGGCGAAGGGGGAGCCGGCGCCCAUCGCGGCGCAGGCGCGGCUCGACCGGCUGGUGGUGGCGGGGGAGGAGCUGCUGGUGCGGGAGCUGGCCGGCCCCGGCGGCGGCGAUGAGAGGCGGCUGCUGCCCGAGCGGGGCCGGGCCCGUGUAUUGUGCGGCCCGGGCCUGCGGCGGACCGACUGCUGCCUGCUGGUCACCAAGUGCGGGCUCCUGCGGCGUCGGCCCGGCGGCGCCGCCGGCUUCGGCAUGUACUGGGUGGACUCCUCUCAGAAACGGUACGUCCCCGUUAAAGGAGACCACGUGAUAGGCAUCGUGACGGCGAAAACUGGAGAUCUGUUCAAGGUGGAUAUUGGAGGAAGUGAGACCGCAUCACUAUCCUAUUUGGCUUUCGAAGGUGCGACCAAAAGAAACAGACCAGAUGUGCAGGUGGGAGAUCUUAUUUACGGCCAGUUCAUCGUCGCCAAUAAAGACAUGGAACCGGAGAUUGCUUGUAUCAGCAGUGGUGGAAAAGGAAACGGAAUGGGCGUGAUUGGACAAGAUGGCCUUUUGAUUAAGGCCACUUUGGGUUUAAUUAGAAAGCUUUUAUCCCCCAGUUGCGAAAUCAUUCAGGAGAUGAGUAAACUCUUCCCAAUGGAGAUAGUAAUCGGAAUGAAUGGGAGAAUAUGGGUAAAAGCGAAAACCAUCCAACAGACUUUAAUUCUGGCAAAUAUUUUAGAGGCCUGUGAGUUCAUGACGACCGACCAAAGAAAGCGGAUAUUAGCCAGGUUGGCAGACAGAUGACGACUCCGCCCGGUGCCUUUGUCGGAGCUGUCCACUCAGAUUGCGGAGGCGGGAUUUUAUACAACGAACGUGCCUUUGGCGGGGGACCGUUCACACUUGGACAGACCGUUAAUGACCACGGUCCCUAGAGAAAUUGUUACGGGAUGCGAUAGCUAUCAAUUUGAUACAGUGUAAUAUGAAAUUAGUCAAACAUUUUCUUUUCUUUCCUUUGGAAAUAAUCACCGUGCCCUUGAACUGUGCUUCGUAGCGAAGGCAAGUUAUCGGUGAUGGCACCGUGAGGACCCUCUCGGCUUUCAUUUAGGGGAAAAUAACUGGUCGACCAGAGCAGCGAACCCGACCGGUACGUUCCGGCGUCCGAGAGGGCCCCGGGUGGCCCCCGGGUGUGCUCUGAGAGUUUUUCUCCCUGCCGGGACCUUGAGAUGGACGGGGGAUGGCCGGAAACGACCUCUGAGCUCCGGGCCUUGACCCGGGUUUCACAAGAGGAUUAAAUGGUUGGCCCAGGCACCUGGCUUAUCACCAGGAAUGAACAGAACUGCAGAAUGGAAAGCCAGGAACCCCUUGGAGUUGACCAUAUCCCAAACAGAGUGCAAAACAGCAAAACUUUUCUGUGGAAAAGUUCAUGGAAUUCUCAUUCCAGAUGACUCAGGUGAAGCCUAGGAAAAAAUAGGCGACCGAUCAGCCGCCUUCCGGGGACAGGAGCGGCGGGUGUCUGCGUACGGCCAUUUUUAAGUUAGAAUUUUAUCUCUACGAUGGUCACUUCUUCCUCUGCCGUUACUGCCGUUGACUCGGGGUCUCUGGACUCCAAGUAGAAACCUUGGGAGGGCGAGUGAGAGUGGAAAAGGCACGGGAGAAGGGGCGGAGGAGGUUGGCCAGUGGAAUCCCUUGCCGGCUACGUUUUCGGAAAACCGACGAUCGGGGGUAGUUUGGGGCUUCAGUUCCUUCACCGGCUUCGCUGGGUCUGGGCGAGGAGAGGCGAACCGCAGCUUGUGCAGACGGGACUGAGAAAACCCUGCAAAAUAAACGCUAAAAGGGGC
Molecule: messenger RNA, 1955 nt
Organism: Ornithorhynchus anatinus (platypus)
Lineage: Eukaryota; Metazoa; Chordata; Mammalia; Monotremata; Ornithorhynchidae
Gene: EXOSC3
Product: exosome component 3
Exons: 4
Coding region: 40-921 (293 amino acids)
Biological process (GO): nuclear polyadenylation-dependent rRNA catabolic process; TRAMP-dependent tRNA surveillance pathway; exonucleolytic trimming to generate mature 3'-end of 5.8S rRNA from tricistronic rRNA transcript (SSU-rRNA, 5.8S rRNA, LSU-rRNA)
Cellular component (GO): cytoplasmic exosome (RNase complex); nuclear exosome (RNase complex)
Molecular function (GO): RNA binding
Source: RefSeq, a predicted model, not a curated record